This is a messenger RNA of Oreochromis niloticus (Nile tilapia), 1812 nucleotides long. Its product is annotated as epoxide hydrolase 1. Bases 185 to 1594 code for a protein of 469 amino acids. Lineage: Eukaryota; Metazoa; Chordata; Actinopteri; Cichliformes; Cichlidae. Gene Ontology annotation, biological process: arachidonate metabolic process; epoxide metabolic process. Gene Ontology annotation, molecular function: epoxide hydrolase activity. The transcript has 11 exons. The record is from RefSeq and is a predicted model, not a curated record.
AGAAUCGGUAAUCCCCCGCAGCAGAGAUCGUGUCUGAUCCAGGCUGUUGUUGCGAACUCGCUCACACUCUUUGCGUCUGCACAACUAGCACCCAGCUGCCCGCGGUUAUCUGCGGAAAUCAAACAACUUAUAUCGAAAACAAGGUCUAAAGUCACCUGUGGACGCCCACUCCUGGAACAGCACGAUGCAGAGACUGCAGAUUUUGAAGGACACUUUCUUUGGCUUGAGUGCUGUUCAGCAGCAGCAGCUGCUGAUCGGCUCAGCCAUGGCAGCAGGUGGAAUAAUGGCCUACAUAGUUUACAAAAGGAAAAAACCAAGAACCAUUCCUUUUGGGGACGGAUGGUGGGGAGUGGGGGAGAAGACACUGUCAGAAGAUCAGAAAAUCUACCCUUUUCAAGUGGAGACCUCAGACAAAGAGAUCGAGGAUCUCUACGAACGCAUCGACAGAACACGCUACGCAGAUCCUUUAGAAGAUGGCAGGUUCCACUAUGGCUUCAAUUCCACUUAUCUGAAGAAAGUUGUUUCCUAUUGGCGACACGAAUUUGACUGGAAAAAGCAGGUGGCAGUGCUCAACAAGUAUCCACACUUCAAAACCAAAAUAGAAGGACUGGACGUGCACUUCAUCCAUGUGCGUCCACCGCACCGCGAGAAUCAGAAGGUUCUACCUAUCAUGAUUGUUCACGGCUGGCCCGGCUCCUUCUACGAGUUCUACAAGAUUCUACCGCUUCUCACGCAAAGCCGCGACGGUGUUGUGUUUGAGGUCAUAUGCCCGUCUAUCCCUGGCUACGGUUUCUCAGAAGCCUCUCAUAAAAAAGGGUUCAACAGCCUCGCUGCUGCCCGGAUUUUCCUGAAGCUGAUGGAGCGUUUGGGUUUCUCUCAGUUCUAUCUGCAGGGAGGGGACUGGGGCUCGCUCAUCACCACCAACAUGGCACAGAUGAAGCCUCAGUGCGUGAAGGGUCUCCACCUAAACAUGUGUAUGUCAAAUAGGGGUUUCAAAGUGCUGUUGUCCUUGUUGAUUGGUCCGUAUCUGCCCUUCCUGGUGGGUUUGAGUCGGGAAGAUGUUCGCCGGUUGUUCCCUUUCUUUGAGAAGAACGUCUUUGAGAUGCUGAGAGAAUCGGGCUACCUUCACAUUCAGGCCACUAAACCAGAUACUGCAGGCUGUGGGGUGAAUGACUCUCCUGUAGGCUUAGCAGCCUGGAUUUUGGAGAAGUUCUCCUCCUGGGCUGAUCUGAAGAACAGAGAUCUGGAGGACGGUGGGCUGGAGAGAAAAUUCAGCCUGGAUGACCUCUUGACAAAUGUGAUGAUCUACUGGACCACAGGCUCCAUCACCUCCUCCAUGCGCUUCUACAAAGAGAACUUGGGAAGUAAUCUUAACAACAGGGUGGAUUUUAAGACAGAGAUAUUUGUGCCCACUGGCUUUGCAGCCUUUCCUAAUGAGCUCAUGCACUGCCCCAAGUCAUGGGCACAAAUUAGGUACCGAAACAUCCAGUCCUACACUUUCAUGCCCAGGGGUGGCCACUUUGCAGCCUUUGAAGAGCCCCAGCUGCUUGCUGACGACCUGUUCAAUUUUGUCAAGAAGGUGGAGAAGUCCUGAAGCCCUCAGUGAACACGCAGACCAGUUAUAGCACAUCUGUCCUUUAUUAUUUCAAGCAGGAGACAUACAAAUACUUAUGUUGAACAUUUUUACACCACGCAGCAUCUUAUUGCUUGAUUCGUGACACUCAAAUCAUUUGCAAGCUUUUGAUAUAUGUAAACAUACACAGAUGACACUGGCAUAAAGAAGUCUUGGUCAUUAAAAAUGUAUUGCACUAA